Molecule: messenger RNA, 3703 nt
Organism: Episyrphus balteatus (marmalade hoverfly)
Lineage: Eukaryota; Metazoa; Arthropoda; Insecta; Diptera; Syrphidae
Gene: Ythdc1
Product: YTH domain-containing protein 1
Exons: 3
Coding region: 213-2282 (689 amino acids)
Biological process (GO): regulation of alternative mRNA splicing, via spliceosome; mRNA splicing, via spliceosome
Cellular component (GO): nucleoplasm
Molecular function (GO): mRNA binding; N6-methyladenosine-containing RNA reader activity
Source: RefSeq, a predicted model, not a curated record
ACCCCCUCCACAAAAUUAAAAUCAUAUAAAAAAAUUUUUUCUGAAGUGUGUGUGCGGGUACAAAAAAAUCAUUCUACAUUUUUAACGUGUAAUUUGUCCAUAAAAUCAUAAAAAAACUAAUCAAAUAAAUUGUAAAUUAAUGAAUAGACAACUACAAAACUAAAAGCGUAUACAAAAGAAGCGACAGAGAAAAAAAACCGAAACCGACAAAAAUGGCCGAUCUCGAUGCCGUCAACCUCGGUCUCGACGAAAAUGAAGCUGAUAUAGCUGAAGAAUUGCAGGAUUUCGAGGAUUCAUUUGAUACUCGCAGUGAAGCAUCUGCUGCAAGUUCAAGUAGUUCGGCAUCCCAACCAAGUAUAAGUUCAGUGAGUACCGCAGAUUCGUCGGUAGGUGGACCGAAAAGCAGGCGUGGUGCCGGAGGGGCAGGAGGUGGUAAUAAAGUUGGUAAUGCUAAAGAUGGUAAUCGUAAUAAACGUGAACGAUCCAAAGCUAAGUCAUCGGCGUCAGCAGCUUCCAAUCAAAAAGCUAAAAAACUUAAAACUAGCGAAAACUCAGCCAAGACCACCAAAGACAACUCGGAGAAGAGGUCUGCCUCGAUUGAGAAAAAAACUACCAUCACUUUGAAGAAACCCAAAAUCGAGCCUGCUAGUAGCGACAGCGAUAGUGACCACAAUGACAAAUUGGACAAGCGAAAUGGUCGCACUGCUAGCAAAAGCAAGAGUAAGUCACGCAGUCGCAGUAAAAGCAAGAGUGUGAGUCGCAGCCGAAGUCGGUCGGGGAGUAGCGACAGUGAUGUUGGGAAGCGUAGGAAGCGUAGCACUAGCAAUGAAAAUAAUACUAGUGGCAGUAGUGCUGGGGAUGGGAAACCCGCGAAGAGUUCUUCUUCCAAGUCUUAUGACUAUAUGACGAAAUUGAAUUAUCUCUUUAGGGAUACUAGAUUCUUUUUGAUUAAAUCGAAUAAUGCUGACAAUGUUGCACUGUCCAAGUCGAAGAAUGUGUGGUCGACACUGCCGCAGAAUGAAGCGAAUUUGAAUCAGGCAUUCAAGGAGUCGCGCAAUGUUUUGUUGAUUUUCUCUGUAAAUGAGAGUGGAAAAUUUGCUGGAUUUGCUCGCAUGAGCGGUCAAUCUCGUCGGGAUAUCCCUCAAGUGGCUUGGGUAUUGCCACCUAGCAUUUCUGUCAAAGCUCUGGGUGGUGUCUUUGAACUAGAUUGGAUUUGUCGCAAAGAACUAUCAUUCACAUGUACAGCGCAUUUGUACAAUAUUUGGAAUGAUGGCAAACCCGUCAAAAUCGGACGAGAUGGCCAAGAAAUCGAGCCUAAAGUUGGAGCCGAACUUUGUCGUCUAUUUCCAGAAGAUGAAAACAUUGAAAUGACACCAAUAUUGCGCAAGUCUAAGGAGACGGCCAAAAUGAUGCGCGAAAAGGGUAUCCGAAUGCAGUAUAAGGUACCAACGCGUGGCCUCUCUUCGAUGCGUGGUGGUGGCAGUGGGAGGGGACAUCAUUCCGGUGGCUAUGGUGGUGGAGGUGGUGGUCCCAUGCGUGGUAAACGCCCUUACAUCCCUGGUGGUGGUCCUCGUCAUCACCAAAAAAUGGGUGGUGGUAUUCUUCCCUCGGGUGGCGGAAGUUUUAAACGCUCAUCGUCGCCCUACAAUCGCUCAGAUCGUGUACCUCCAUGGGAAAGGUAUAUGACAUCUGCUGCCGCAGCAGAGGCAUAUGUAGCCGACUACAUGCGCACCAUGCACGGUCAAUUGCCGCCGUUGCCUUUUGUUCCUCCAUUUUCGAAUAUGAUGCCUGGUGCACCAGCCAUGCCCGCAUCCCUACCACCGCCCAACAUGCCUCCACCCAUGUAUGAGCAAAUUCCGCCGCCAGUACGCUACUACGAUGGCCCUCCGCUGCCGGACUAUCCACCGCCGCAGCCAACUCGUCCUCCUCCACCAGGAGGCUACGAGAAACACUCGCCCUAUGACGAAGCCGUUCCUCUAUGGAAAGGUGGCGGCGGCGCAGACAGAACUAGCAUGCCCAUGGGUGUACCACCCACAGUUCAUCCCUUCUCAAUGGGCUCAGGUGGAAUGCAGAUGCCUGGUGUCAAUCACAAAAGCAGCAGCAGCAACGGUAACGUUUCUUCACCCAUGCCACCCUAUCGUAAUCGCGACUUCACAAACAGAAACCGUGAGCGCGGCGGCCGUGACUACCAUCGCGGUGGCGGCGGCGGUGGCCGUGGAAGCGAUCGGGAUCGCCAGUUUCGUGAUCGUAGUAAUCGUAGUAGCUAUAGAGAGCGCCGUUAACUGAUCGCUCAGUGACAGCGCCCUCUAUAAGUUUUUGUUUCAUUUCAGCUAAUUAUAGAUAAAACGAAAAAAAAAACCUAAAAUUAUAAAUAUGUGUGUGCGUACCGAUCUUCAGUACUAAAGUGGUUAAUAACAAACUACUCUCCCAACAAUUUUUUUUUUGUUACAAUUUUAUUCUACUAACGAUGCAGUGACCAUGCUUCAUCUUAUUUAAUUAUAUUGAAACUUUCAAAUUGUAGUUUGACCAUUUAUCAUAGUGACAAAAGAGCAAGCAAGCGAAAAAAAAAAUAAUAAUGUAAUCCUUUUAUUAAAAUACAAACUUAUUUAAAAUAUAUAAGAUUAUUAAAAUAAUUAAACAAAAAAUUAAAAAAAAAAAAAAAAUAAAAAAUAUAUGAACUUUGUUCUUUUGUAAUAUAUUGCCGAUGUGUUGUGGAGAGAAAUGAAGAGAGCAGUUGAUGGAGGGGGUUAAAAAAAAUUGGACUGACGGACUUCUUUUUUCUAGAUCCCAUUUGAACUUCAAGCUCUGUGUUUUUUUGGUUUUUAAAAAUCCCUAGUGCUCGAAAAAAAGUGCUUAAUUGAAAAAAAAAAGAAAAAAAAAUGGAAAAUCCAAAAUCAAAAGUGAAAGUGAUAAAAAGAAGAAGAGAAAAAUGAAAGUCUCAAAUCAAAUCCCUCUCUGGACAUUACAAUUGGACAGUUACUCUCUCUCAAAAAGUGUGUUAUUAACCCCAACCAAAUUAAAAUAUUAAAAAAAAAACGAACAAUUUCUUAAUCAAAUGAUCCAAAAUGGUUUCUUCCCCACCAAAAAUCUCGAUGGAUUCAAGCUUUAAUUUUUUAAACUCCAAAAGCUUUUGAGUCUACUACUUUUUGUUGUUUUGAUAAUUAUUUAUAAUUAAUUGUUGUAUUCUUUCAGACCUGACCAGCAAUGGCAGCUAAAAAAAAAAAACAAAUAUUUUCAACUCUUUGACGGAGUUGUGCUUCACUGCUUUAAGUGUGGAGACUGUUGAAAUGUGCUGUGCUCUCGUGUCCAAGCUUACACCACUAAUUGUAUGUGUAUAUUGUGUACAUUUGUUAUUAUGAACUAUUCUAAUUUUGGAAAAAAGUUCCUUAAUUUUUUUUAAUGGUGUGAGCAUGAGAGCAAAAUAAGCAAAAAACAAAAAAAAAAACACACUGACAGAAGAUGAGUCCUUUAACAUUUUUAUUCAAACUAAUUUAAAUUUGUAUGUGUGUGUGAUGUCAAACUUAAGUUAAGUGGACGAAAAUAACCGUUUUAAAGCUUUUUUUUUGUAGAGGCAAAUCAAAAAUAAUCGAAGAUGCAAGAAGAUCAUUUUCUUUUUAACUGUAACUUUUCUUUUUAAAUAACUAGGUGCAACAUCAUAUCACAUCAAUAUCAUCAUUAUUUACCUUUAAAUAUUCAGGCAUAA